UUCAGAAGACCAAUCUUCAGCAUGGACAUCAGAGAGCAAGCCUUGGAGGGUGUUCAAAAUGAGUCUGUAGGAACCCUAUCCCAGGUUAUCGAGGAGCAAACAACAUGGGAUGAGAUGUACGAUGAUUUUCUGGCAGAUCUAUGCAAUGAUAAUGAUAUUUUGCCACUAACAGAUGAGACUUUCGAAACCCUUUUUCAAAUAGAUGAGCCGAUUCUUUUAGACUAUUUUUCUUCGGAAGCCCUGAAAGAAGUGGAAGAAGGAGAAUCAAGACAAGUGGCUAUAGAUACUCCAGCACAUAAUGUUUCAAAAGCCACAUCUUCAAUGAUUCAAUUGACCCCAAAUUCAUCUGAGAGAGCUAACAUUUCAAUUUCACCAGGGAUAGUAGUUGUAUCUGAUACAUCCACUCCCACAGGAGAAGGACCUUCAAAAGUGCUAGCACAGGAACUAGGAGGCAACAUGGGUGUAGCCAACCCUAUUAUCAACUCCAGAAACUGUUCAAAUUCAACUCUGUUAUUGCCUCAAAACAAUCCAAACUUCUGGGUUGCGAAAUCAGAUUCAUGGAAUCAUCCAAGUGCAAGACUCGGAACAAUGGAUCCUCCAGGAUUUAAUGCUUCAUUUCGUAAUCCCAUGUUCCCUAAUGUAACAGGAAGCUCAAUCACUCGAUUUCCAUCACCAAGAUUCCCUGUGCUUCCUUAUGGUGGUAGCAGCAGCAAUAUUCACCAACAACAUCCAAGGUCCCUUCCGUUACAAACGAAUGGGAUGAAUGCACCAGGUGCUUCUGCAAUGGUUCAUCGAUUUAACAACCAUGGAAUUUUCUGCCCUCGCCCACCAUCUCUCAGCGAUUUUGAUACCAUGGUUUCUGCAUGGAAGGGAUGUUUGGUUGGAAAAGUUUACUCGUAUCGCGAAUGCCUUAAUGCUGCAAAGGCAGUGAGGAAACCAACAUCUCCUGUCACGCUUGCUGAUGAUUGGUCGAGUAGGCUUCAGAUCGUGCACUUCUUACCCACAAGGAUGGUCAACUAUACAAUGAAGGCAUGUGGUGGACCUAUUGAUUAUGUGCUCUUUCACAUAACUAAAUUCAACAAUCUUGACCUGUACGAACAUAUGAAGAGUGAAAAAUUGUGUGCAAAAAUUGAUCUGUAUUCACAGACGAUAAUCUUAUCUACAACCGAAAGCAAAUAUCACUUCUUAGGAACAGUUUUUCCAGGGGAUACAAGGUUUGUCAUACCUUACUGAUAUGCAUUUUGGCUUCCAAAAGUGAAAGAGACCACAAGCCAUGAACUGAAGGUUGAAAGAGCUAAGAGAAAGAGACUGAUCAUCAGAUCAUGCUGCAACAACAAUCUAUAUCAGAAAACUAAUACAAUAAUUAUCAAUUCUAGUAUAUUUGAAAUAUAGUAAAUGAAUGUAAUUGAUUAAUAA
Vigna angularis (adzuki bean) is the source of this 1416-nucleotide messenger RNA. RefSeq lists its product as uncharacterized. Gene Ontology annotation, cellular component: transcription regulator complex; mediator complex. Gene Ontology annotation, biological process: positive regulation of transcription by RNA polymerase II. The record is from RefSeq and is a predicted model, not a curated record. The transcript has 8 exons. Bases 22 to 1233 code for a protein of 403 amino acids. NCBI's taxonomy places the organism in Eukaryota, Viridiplantae, Streptophyta, Magnoliopsida, Fabales, Fabaceae.